This is a messenger RNA of Rhagoletis zephyria (snowberry fruit fly), 2679 nucleotides long. RefSeq names its product lipase 1-like. NCBI's taxonomy places the organism in Eukaryota, Metazoa, Arthropoda, Insecta, Diptera, Tephritidae. The record is from RefSeq and is a predicted model, not a curated record.
GGCGUUUUCGAACAGGCAGCCGAGAUAGGUCGAUCUUCCACUCAGCCAUCGAUAUGUUGUGAGUAUAAAACUUUUGUUUAGCUCCCAAACAACUACUUUCAAAUGCAGUGAUCUGUUAAAGUAAAAUUUUCUGAUGCUCAUGAAAGGUAUGAAGCCGUCGGCAUAGGCGAAGACAGCACCGCUUUUACUUGUUGAAUAGGAAAUUCGAACCUCAACAACCGAAAUUUAAAACUACUCUGAUAUUUACAUAAACAUUUGCUUUGCGAUGUUAGUAAAUAAAUUUAAAUUUAUGCAGUGCAAUUCUACAGCGAUUUUUAUGAAAACCAAGCUUAGCUGUGAGCGCAGAGAGAAUAAUAUACAUACAUACAUAAGUACGUAUGUACAAAGGCAUAAACAUAGUUUGUAGAUGUAAAUUUUUUAUAAUGCAUGUCGGCAUAAUCUUUUUAUAUGUAGCUGCUAAACUUGAACUUGAGUCGGUAGAAACAGUUUCCCCUAGUCAGUUGCUCGCCGGACUUCAUCAAAGGUGUACCUACAACCGCUGGCAUCCAAAUUCGCUAAAAUAUGCACCGGUAUAUGAAGAAAAAAAGAAAACUUAUAGUAAAAAGUGAAACUGCUAAGAAUCUUCGCCAAACCAACCGCAAUGAGGUGCAGUCAAUUGGGGUGAAGUAAAUUAAAAAAUUAUUUCAUAAUCGCGAACAGCGCAGUAAGCAGCGCUCGAAAUUCCGAUUCGAAAUAAUAAAAAAAAGUGAUAAUCGUUGCCGCUGGCACCCGAACAAAGGCGUGUGCGCGCGCGAAAUGUUGCCAGCCACAUGUUGCAGCCAGCCACAUUUGAUACGCUUCAGUGGCUUUGAGCGGCAAGAGUGCGCGCGAAUCUUCAUCUCAAGCCACUGCGCGGUUGAGUAGAUGCUACAAGCAAGCGCUAAUUCGAAGACAGUCUGCAGCUGGCGCCCGCGAAGAACGAACGUUGUAAAAUAUUUACCAAUUGAUUUCGCAUUAUUUGCGCUCAAGUCGAGAUUGAAAACGCAAGUGUUAUAGGACGCACACGCACCCCGCCGCGCACCGAGCAUUAGCCGCCUGAUUUACGAUCGGAACGGAAAUUAUUUGCCUUUGUGCGUCAUGCCAAUCGCUGAUAAGAGAGUGAACUCGAAUAGCCAGCACUUUUGUUUAUCAGCAGCGUGAAUUUACAAUGUAUAUAUUAAUAAAAUAAUACGACAAAAACAACAACAACGCCAUUUGUGUGAAACCAUUUAUUAGGUGCUACAUACCUAUAUUGGUCAGUGUCACGCUCUGUGGGGCCAAACGCCUAGCCAGCCAGCAGCGCAUUCGACGCGUAAUCGUCCAACAGUGAAGUUGUGAAAAAUACUGGGAGCCUAUUUUUUGAGUUUAUUUCGUUUGUUUCAAAAGUGAAAUAUUUUUACUUUUAAGCGGUGAUAUCUAUUGAAUAACACGCGCGUACUCCAAGCACCCAGUGCAGACCAACGUAAAACGCAACGCGUCGAGCCCCCUUUUGUUGGACGCGCACAAAAUUUUCAAGCUGAUAAACUACGACCACAACAAGCCACACACACACACAGCUCAAACACAAUAACUACUCUUCUUGUUUGCUUGAUCGAGUCUUGAUCUCGUGCUGCGCGCGCGCUCAGUUUACUUUUGUACGUCGCGCCGUCCGCAACAUGUCACGCGUGCAGCAUCUUGUGUUUACUCUCCUUGCGUUCAGCGCCUGCUCUCUACCGCACAUCGCAGCCCAGUCGGGUCUGUGGUCAUUGAGUUUGGGCCCUACUUCACUCUUCAAUAUACCGGAACUUGGUCGUUCCUUUUUGAAAUCGGUUGGUGUAGGUCCCGAAAAUCUAUUAAAUACAGUGGAUUUUCAUUCGCGCGUGGAUCCAAAUGUGUUAGAGGAUUCGCAUUUGACAACGCCGGAGUUAAUAAACAAAUACGGAUUUCCCUCUGAAAUACAUCACACCAUCACAGAUGAUGGUUACAUUUUGGAGUUGCAUCGCAUCGUUAGGAAAGACGCCACACCAGUGUUGCUAAUGCAUGGAUUAUUGGAUUCGUCAGCGACAUGGGUGAUGAUGGGGCCCGAUAAGGGAUUAGCCUAUCUCCUCUACAAUUCCAGCUAUGAUGUAUGGAUGCCGAAUGUGCGCGGCAACACCUAUUCGCGCAAUCACACCAAGUACAGUACGAAACAUGCGAAAUUCUGGGAUUUUACCUUCCAUGAAAUUGCCAAAUAUGAUUUACCGGCCAGCAUUGAUUACAUAUUGGCGCAGACGGGCCAAGAGCGACUACAAUACAUUGGACACUCACAGGGCACUAUGACCUUUUGGAUAAUGUGCAGCGAGCGUCCCGAAUAUAGUGACAAGAUUAUAUCAAUGCAGGCAUUGGCGCCUAUAGCCUAUAUAAAGCACAGCAAAAGUCCGGUGGUGGAUUUUUUGGCUUACUUUCAAGAGCCAAUCGGGAUACUUUUGAAACUUAUUGGCGCUCACGAAUUCUUACCCAGCACCGAAUUCAGGGUAAUGUUCAGUCAAUUAAUCUGCGAUGAGGAUGUCAUUACAAUGGAAAUUUGUUCAAAUAUAUUAUUUUUGAUCGUCGGUUUCGAUAAAUCGGAGGCAAAUGAGGUGCGUAGUAGAUGAAAUAUUGUCCCAAUACCCUGUUGAAAAUACCAAGUGAAGAAGGUUUUGU